AGAGCGUAACGGAGAAAAGGUAACAGAAAAUGUUCUGCGAGAAGUGAACCCUCUCCAUAGACACAGGGUUUCUGGGGAAAGAGAACGGUAGACGUGAGCUCAUCACCACCUUUCCAAAUGGAAUACCUUCCUCAGAGGCGAGAGGAUGAACAUUAUGCUCCUUCGGUGGAAAUAUCUUAUCUCACGUUUUGGGUCAAGAGUUUGAAGAAACUUUCCUCGCGUUUGCUUUAGAAUACGUAACCGAUGCCCACUGGAAACCUACCGUAUUUGCAUUCUUUUUCACUUUUUGUUGGUGACUAACACAAAGAAAAUACAUUUUUGUGUCAUACCAACACCUACUACUAUAAAAAUGGGCUCAUGGGUAAAUCACAUUACUGGAGAAAUCAGUCAAUAUUACUUAAAAACAACAAUAACAAAGUGCGCUAAAGAUGCUUGUGUCCAGAAAAAUGUAGCGGUGCUUUAUCUGCCACUCUGGCACCGAAGGAAAAGGCGUGUUACCCUCUGCCCACAGUGAAGAAACUCCUGGAGCAGAAGAGAAAAAGGGAGACCUCCUCAGCACCCCCGUUCUGUUCCACAGCGACUUACACCGCUGGUGGCCCUGCAUCCGUCCCAGGUUUGACAUCCGUACCAUCUCCCACUGCUGGGGCCAGUGUAAGCUACUCAGAUAUGGGAGCAGUCAGAUAUGACCUUUGGGAGGUUCCCAGCAUUCAUCCGCCUCAAUCAUCCCUGCAGCAGUGCAAUCCAUUCCCAUUUAUGCCCAACUUUUCCCAGACUGGACAGACUCUUGCCACUGGCUACAGCUCCCAGCAGAUGCAGGACUGCCACGAUGGCCAUACAACACAGCAAUAUUCCAUAACCGAGUGCCCUGUUACUGCUUCUGGGACUGAUAUGAGCUCUGGUCUGUGUUGGCCAUCUGAAUCUAAACAAGAGGAUCACACUAGCCCGUAUAUUCUCCAGGACCUUAAGACGCAGAUGGAUAUAAUGAAGCUACAGGAGGCUCGAACGUUCCUGCAGAACAUGGAUUACAGCAGAACCACCUGGCAAGAUGAUGAUGGAGACACGAUUCUACACAUCUACACUGCUAAAGGUUUAAGGGAAUAUGCUUUUGCUGCUGCAGAGAAACUGUGUGAACUGGGGAAGCUGGACUCCAAGGAGCACAAGGGGAAGACUGCUUUGCUGGUGGCCGUAACAGCAAAUCAACCAGAAAUAGUCCAAGAUUUACUCUCACUUGGUGCAGACAUCAGCACAUGUGAUGUCAAUGGUCAAACCACGCUUCAUCUGGCUGCCACAUAUGGCUUUCCCCGAAUCAUGCAGGUUAUACUUUCGUCCGGACUCCGAGUGGACCUGGAGGCUCGUAAUUUUGAAGGUCUGACUCCUCUGCACUGUGCUGUAAUCUCUCACUGUGGCACGACGAAGGCUAUAAAUGCCUGGCUCGCUGAUGGCAGUCUACAUUCUCAAGCGGAGGACAAACUUAUGUGCUUGCGGUUUCUUAUAAAUGCUGGAGCCUCAAUACUCAGCCAGGAAAUCAAAAGCAACAAGACAGUUCUUCACCUGGCAGUGAAGGAGGGGAAUAUCCAUCUCGUGCGCUUUCUCCUGAGCCUGCCGCUGACUGAUAUGCAGGCCUUCAUCAACCUGAAGGCUCAUGGCCACACCGCCUUACACAUGGCCGCAGGACUGCAUGGAAGCCCCUGUCAGGAAGAGCUGAUCAGACUUCUGCUGAGUCGUGGAGCUGAUCCCAGCAUCCGCAACCUGGAAAAUGACCAGCCCGCUCAUUUACUGCAGAGCGGAGAUAAAGGAGAGAGUCUCAAACUCAUAUUGAAGAAGAAAAGUGCCUCUAGACGGCGUUUUACAUCCUUACAGGACCAAGAGUGACCAGGACUACUUUUGCAGUCCCAGCGUACCCAACCUUCUCCAAUAGAGUUACAGUAAUGAGGGAACCAAUAAUAGUACAGUAUGUACAUGAAAUUAUAAUCGUUAAAAGAACAUCCGUCAUCAAGACAAUCCAUCAGUGUAGAUAGGAAUUAUUAUAUUUUGUUGUGAUUAGAUCUUUGUCAAAAUAGCCAAAUAUUCAGAAAAAUUGCUGCAUGUAGUCUAUCUAGAUUUGAAUAAAUCUAGCUUGCCAUCGGAGAGGAAUGGGAUUUACCUACAGUAUCCUCACAUGAGGAUUAUAAGUAUUGCAUCAUUUUAGUAUGACAGUAAAGGGCAGAGUAGAUUCUGCAUCAAAAAACAACUGAUUCUCAGUAAAUCUAAAUGCUCACUUAGCGUUUGGGUGUAUUCAUGUAGCAUGAAAGCGAUCAAUGAAUUUGUUCAUUAAUAGUGAUUUCAAUGAAAUCGUCAUGAGGAUUGGCAGUUUCCACUUUUAAUUAUGAACCAUAUUGGUUCUCUUAUAUGGGCAGCUAAAUUGUUCAUGGAACCCACUGUAUCAGUGGGAAAUUGUUUUUUUUACAUAUUUAUAUUGCCUUUGGAUGUUAUGCAUUUCAUAUUAUUAUAUUGUGAAUGUUCAAUGGUUCUUUGCAUCACUGCGAAGAACUCUCAUCUUUUUUUACUCCAUAAAGAGUUUUUGUUCUUUUGAGGUUUUAUAAGUUCUUCACAUCAGAGUAUUGGUUUGUGGAUUCUACAAUGAUGUCACACUGUAAAAACCUCAUUGGUUCCAUUUGGAAUCUUUUUCAUCGAAUGUAUGUUACUUUCUUAUAGAGGGAAGAUCUGUUUCAGUAUUUAUUUCAUUGUAAAUUGUGAAUGAUAGCUCUUUAAUAUGUAAUACAGUAGCACACUUGAUAUCAAGUCCUUUAAUCAGGAUAUGUGUCAACUGACUAUGUGAAUGUGUUAUUUUGAUGAGUCAUAUGAGGGGGUGAAAUGUCAGGGGGUUCUGAGGUAAAAAACUACACAACCACACUGAUGUUGUCUUUACAGUCUUUAAGACCUUUUAGUGUCAAGACGUCAUAAUCGAUGACUUAACAUACAUUUAAUUGAGUGGUAUUAAAUAAAAGUAUGAAUCGUUUGAUUUCAAUGUGGGGUUAAUAGUCACCUUUAUCAAGAUUUUAAAUGUUGGAGAUUGAAUCAGAUGUAAGAAAACCAAUCCAAUUUAUCACAAGCAUGAUUCACUGUGUUAAAGUACCCAGAGUCCCUCAGGAAAUUCAAAUGAGGGAAAACACGCCAAUGCCUCUUUCUUGUAAAAUGCUUUGAUUUACAGGACUGUGGAUUUAUGAGAAUUGGUUCACAAUUGUAAUGACCAUGUAGUGAAAUGUAAAACAUUGGUUACUGUUUUAGUAAAUAUUAGAGCAGUUGAACGAAUGAAAUUAUUGACAAAACCAAAGUCUGACAUCUGGCAUUAAAGUGUGCAUAUAUACAAUAUUACAGGGAUGAUAUAAAGAUAUUGUAUUUGUAGUUUGAUAUUUACAUAUCAUAAAAUAUCCAUGUU
Messenger RNA from Triplophysa rosa, 3418 nucleotides. RefSeq names its product NF-kappa-B inhibitor delta (gene nfkbid). Gene Ontology annotation, biological process: regulation of gene expression. The transcript is spliced from 12 exons. The coding region runs from base 667 to 1872 and encodes 401 amino acids. The record is from RefSeq and is a predicted model, not a curated record. Lineage: Eukaryota; Metazoa; Chordata; Actinopteri; Cypriniformes; Nemacheilidae. Gene Ontology annotation, cellular component: nucleus. Gene Ontology annotation, molecular function: protein binding.